Messenger RNA from Vigna unguiculata (cowpea), 1456 nucleotides. RefSeq lists its product as uncharacterized. NCBI's taxonomy places the organism in Eukaryota, Viridiplantae, Streptophyta, Magnoliopsida, Fabales, Fabaceae. The record is from RefSeq and is a predicted model, not a curated record.
AAGAAGCAACUCAGAAGGAGGAAAGCAGUGAAGUUAACGAAUCGAGGAAGAAGAGUGGACAUGUAUAACUUUUGUUACUUCUACAGUGCAAGCUUAUGGCAGUAAAUUAACAAAUUGACUGCUCUGAUCUGGAAUGUCAAAACACGAAAUUCAGAGUGGUUCAGGAGCAAAGCCUUUGUGUUCCCUAGGACAUUCUCCUUUAACGAUUCGCAUCCGUUGCAUCUAAGCCUCCUGUCUAAGGCCAAGGACGUUUUCCCGCCAAAACGGACUUGUUCUUACCUACCACCCCUAUAUUACCGUGCCUCUUCUAGAGCCACAUUCUACGAAGAAAGAGACACAUAGAGAAACUGUGUGAUGAAGAGCACAUCCAAAGUGAUUAUGGGUGCAACCUUGGUGAUGGUGGUAACCCUCGCAGUGGUCCUAGUCCUUAUAUUUGUGCUGUUAGCCGAGCUCUAUUGUUCUCUCUUACUCCGCCGGCGCCACCGUAGAAACAACACCAUUCCCAAUGUCAGUACUCAACCCACAACAGCCAGAGCUAGUGCUUCACCUUCUCAGACAACCUCACACCACCACCAACACUCUCCAAUCCGCAGCAUUUACACACAAGGAGUCUUCCAAGCUCCAAUAAGCAUCCUUCUCCCCGCAGUUUCUUGCGAAGAAGACAACAAAGCUGGGCCAAGAAAGCAGAUUCACUAUCCUGAACUCCAUCAGCUUCUUCAAAUCCAAAUCCAACCCCAUGAAUCCAAUCCAAAUGCAAGCCCUUCCCCACCUCCAUCCUUCAUAUCCAUAACACCCUCGAAACCAAAUCUCGAUCACCCACUUCCUCGUGCCCCGGGAAAUCUUUGUCUUGAUGAUAAUAAUAAACCUUGCAGCGGCGGAGAACAGCUCGUGUACAUUUCCAACCCCAUUUAUGAAAACCACGGGAGCCAAGUGAGCGGAGCAAACACCCCAUUUGAGACACCAGACACUUCGCCGUCGCGUUUGGAAAGAAGUGGUUCUUCUGAGGAGGAUGAGGCAACCCCUUGUAUCACCCACUCACCUCCAUCUACCCCUCCUUUGACUCCAAUGAAGAAGCUCCCUUCAGAGGCUUGUUCCGUUUCCCUGAGAGAUGCAAGGUCCUUCGCCACUUCAUGCAGCGAUUCACGAAGCAACAUUGGCCUCUCUUCAUCCUCGGCUUCCCCUUCCACUUCUCCUUCAUGGUAACUGUGAUUCUUCUUCCAUGGUGAGGUCAGAUUGCACGCGUGAAAGCUUCUGUUUUAAUUAGGAGGGUAGUUCUGUGAACAAGGCAAUGGUGGUGUAAGAACAAAAGUAGUAAUUGCAUUAGCAGCAUGAGAAAAGAAGCUAUGAGUAGUUUCUUUUUCCAGGUGCGGUUAUCAUAUCAUAGCGCCUGUUUUAGUAAAUAGUAACACUCAUGGCUACUCAACUUCAUUAUUAUUUAACUUUGUUUAUCUAGGCA